AUGUCUUCGAGACGGGGCCCGUUAACCAACAACCCGAAUGUUGCCAACUCACCUCUCCGUGGGGUUUCUGCGCUGGCUGGGUAUGCUAAGCAGAAGCGCUCCUACGCUACCGUCCAGCGUGAGGAAACCUAUGGCCAGCCGCCGCCUCUAAAGAAACAGGUCCUCGAUAAUGGCGUGCAGCGCCCGGUUCGAUCACCAACCAGGUCAACCCGGACCCAGGUUCUGGUCCAACGCGGCACUACGCGUCCUUCGACAAAGGAAAGAUCCUCCAGAACCGCCCCGACAAACGUAGCCCGUGAUAUGGAUAAUGAGAAGGAAGCAUGGAAGAAACACCACCGUGCCAAGUUCCCCAAGAUGGUUUUUUAUUUCGAGAGCAUACCCGAUGACGUUCGUGCGAGGUUAACAAAGAAAGUCACCUAUCUUGGUGCUCAACAAGAACCUUUCUUCUCCAUCUCAGUCACCCAUGUCGUCACUACUAGAUCAAUUCCACCAGAGAGGCCAGAGGGACAUCAGGAACAGGAACACAAUCAUCGCGAUGACCACCACGAAUCCGAAGAACAGCCCCAAACUAUCAACCCGUCGUUAUUGAAUCGCAAUACCGAAGCACGAAGGAAACUUCUGUCCGAGUUCCGCAACGCUCCCGCAAGGACGCAGCAAAUUGACGACCCCACGAAGCGAACCAGAGGAACCAGGAACAAUGAUGUGUUACACAAGGCUCGUGAGAUGGGCAAGAAGAUCUGGUCCUUGGAAAAGUUCCAGAACAUGUUGUCUGUUUUGCUCGAGGUUGAGACGAGCCAUGCCUCGUAUAACUCGAGAUCCGCAAGCACUCGAAGUCAUUAUGGCAAUCCCCGAGAGCCCAACCUGCUCCAGCUGUUGCAUAAUGAACGCGUGAAUGGACCUUCAGACCGUGAUCCGACCGCUGUCCAUCGCGAGUUGACCUAUUUUAAGGGCCCUCAUAUCUAUGUGUGGGAUAUGGAUGAGAAGAACAAGCCUAUCAUGGUUCGUGAAUACCCCAAGGUUACGAACAAGUCAGAUGGAGAGUGGCCUCAGUUCCGAAGUGUUGGAAACGGUAGAUGUCCCUUUGUGGAAGAUCACGAUGUCCCCGACAAGGAUCACCGACGGCAACGAGAGCAAGAAAAGGCUCGACAAGCCAAGCGAGAGGAAGCCGCUCAUGCCAUUAAGCCGCCUCAGGUUUCAAUGCCGAAGCCGGUAACAGGAAAGCGAACUAUCGCCGAGAUGGAAGAGGGCCAGAACAGGAUUCGUGGUGCAACACCCACCGAUGUAUUCAACCCGGUCAAGGUGGCCAUGUCGAAGCAGGUGGAUGUGCGACCGCAAAAUGCAUUUACAAGCCGUGCUGCCGCUGGUCGUCUUUUUGCUGGCGAGCCCGUCGCAUCCGGCGUGCAACCAUCAAACAUUACUUCUGCUAUUCGCUCGCAGAUGAUCUCCUCGACAUCUGGUGUCAACGGUGCCAAGGCUGGAACCAGCAAAGAAGUUCACGGCCUUCAGAGAAAGGUGCUGCAGAAGGCUGCUCCUGCUUCGUUUGAUGUGAGCUCGCGUCGUCUAGCUGAAGUGUCAAUGGAUGUUGCGUCUAGUCGAUCAACAACGAUGGGUCGACACACGUCACGACCCGCUGAGGUGCAAGAGGAGGAAGCUCAAAAGACUGAGCGAAGGACACAGUCCCAACCACUUAAGAGUAAAAAGGACCUCAAGCCCGGUUACUGCGAGAACUGCCAGGACAAGUUCCGCGAUUUUGACGAGCACAUUCUAUCACGAAAACAUCGAAAGUUUGCUGAGAACGACGACAACUGGCUUGAACUUGACUCUCUUCUAUCACAGAUCAAGAGGAUGCCAAAGUACGCACCCGGAUCUGACGAGGAGGAAGCAUGGUAA
Messenger RNA from Fusarium pseudograminearum CS3096, 1890 nucleotides. RefSeq lists its product as uncharacterized. The transcript is spliced from 3 exons. Gene Ontology annotation, molecular function: nucleic acid binding; protein serine/threonine kinase activator activity; zinc ion binding. The record is from RefSeq and is a predicted model, not a curated record. The coding region runs from base 1 to 1890 and encodes 629 amino acids. Gene Ontology annotation, biological process: regulation of cell cycle phase transition; positive regulation of nuclear cell cycle DNA replication. NCBI's taxonomy places the organism in Eukaryota, Fungi, Ascomycota, Sordariomycetes, Hypocreales, Nectriaceae. Gene Ontology annotation, cellular component: Dbf4-dependent protein kinase complex; nucleus.